Capra hircus (goat) is the source of this 2022-nucleotide messenger RNA. RefSeq names its product chromosome 3 C1orf87 homolog (gene C3H1orf87). The transcript has 11 exons. The record is from RefSeq and is a predicted model, not a curated record. Bases 10 to 1650 code for a protein of 546 amino acids. NCBI's taxonomy places the organism in Eukaryota, Metazoa, Chordata, Mammalia, Artiodactyla, Bovidae.
UGGAGAAUUAUGUCUGCAGUUUGGAAGACUCCCUGUGGAUCAAAUGCGAUGCCUGAGAUGAUGGUGAAAAUCAUUGGAAGUAAACGCUUUCGAUACCUUGUGGAGAAGCCAAAAAUCAAGGAGAACCAGAACUUGAAGGCAGAAACUCAAACAGUGCUCCAGAAAUCAGUGACCGGUGAUGCAAAGCAGAUCGGUGGAGACCCACCAGCUCCGACUGAUCCCACAGAUCAUCAAAUCAAUCAUGACCCAGAUGAUGUGAAAGAGAGCAAGCACCGAGAGAACAACCAGAAACGAGAAGACAAUGGGAAACUCCUAACAGGAACAUUCAGUUGUAGAUUUCUGGAUGGCAAAGUUUCCAACCAGGCAAAUGUCUACUGUAUCUCUCAGCCAACUGGAGACCAGUCCCUGUCCUAUAUCCAUGGCCUCCCCAGGAGAAACUUUAGAGACUGGUCCUUAGAACAGAUGGCAAGGAGCAGCUCUGACCAACCCAAGGAUAUUGGCCGGAGACCAAGUGGAACAACAAGAGAAGACACUUUCCUUCUUGCCCUGGUCAGAAGAGAACUCAAGUCUCUUCCUUUGAGUUCUGGCUUAUUAGACAAACUUCAGAAAGAGCUGAAGAUACUGGAUCCUGUCUCUUCAGGAUUUCUUCUCCACUCUCAGCUGAGCCACCUCUUCUUAAGGCUUGAAGUCCCUCUGCAGUUGCCAACAGUCAAGAUCCUUUGCCAGAGAUUUUCUAGGGGGACCUCUCCUGAAAUGGUGAAUUAUGAAAAGCUGCUCUGGUUUUUAAAAGUUGCAGCUUCAGAAGAUACAGAGCAAAACAAAGGAGUUGAGGACAGCAAUGUAAAGGAAACUCAGAGCAGUAGCCAUCAAAGUAUUGCCCCUCAAGACUACAACUCAAGGUCAGAAGUGAACGAGAGCCUGUUGGAAGUCCUGAAGAUGGCACUGAGGGCAACCAAGGCCAAACUCAACAUAGAGAAACUCAACCUGAGUUUUCGAAAAGAAGAUCGCUCAUUCUCUGGCUGCCUGCCCCCACCCAAGGUCAGAGCUAUAUGUGGGAAACAUGGAUUAUAUCUGACUUUGAGUCUUUUGGAAACAUUGCUUAACCAUCAAGAUUUGGGUUACCAAGAUGAAAUAAAAUGGGAGAAUUUUGUUGAGUGGUUGGGCAGAGCUUCCUCUGAUUUGUCAUCUGAUUUUCCUCCAGGAAAGAAAGGAAAGGAAAUUUCUGCUACUCCAGGGCAUCCUGAAGCUCCUGAGAUAUCUCAAGGAAAAAUUGAACAAAUGAAAACUCCAGAAAAAGAUUUGAAACCAGAAAACCCACCUCCUGAGACUUCAGCCCCCAAAGAUAUCCUGAAUGCCUUGAAGAUCAGGCCAAUCUCACAGCCUUCUGUCAGUCCUGUGAUGAAAAACACAGCUGAAGAAUGUGAGACGUGGAUCAACAGGUUCAGGAAGCUAGAAAAUGCGCUCUAUCUGUGUGAUCUGAGUAAUACAGGAGUCCUAGAGAAGGAACGAGCCAGAUGCCUCAUUCACAACUACAAUCUCAUUUACAACCUGUCCCUGAGCCCUCGGAAAAUUGACCAAGCCUUGCGGAGUUUCUGUGCUGGAGAAAAUAUGCUCUUGGAGCCAGCGCUUUGGUACUUAAAGGAGCUAUGAUAACAAGCCCAUAUUGUGAGAACAGAUGUUCCCUUUAUCUCCCUUUUUACCCAGACACGUGUUUCUCCCCGGCCCGAGUGCAGUGGUGGAGGCACUGUCAGAAUUGAGGCCGGCGCAGCUAUUGUAGACACUUUGAACUUGGACUUGGUUUCUGGCUAGGAUGCUCGCUCAUAAGCAGCUCCAAGUGAUCUGAGAAAACCAGGUUUUUCUCUUCUGAGGUGGCAAAAGCCCAAUUUCUUAAAAUCCUCUUCUAAUCUUAUAAAGCUGAUGAUGAAUAUUCAAAGAUUUUUUUGCUAUAUUGCUGAUCAAACAGUAUUUUUGCAAACUCUGCAGUUCCAUAUAGUAAAAAAACACGCUGCUGCUGCUAAGUUG